Columba livia (rock pigeon) is the source of this 1474-nucleotide messenger RNA. It is a transcript of the gene GPR18, whose product is annotated as G protein-coupled receptor 18. Bases 196 to 1158 code for a protein of 320 amino acids. The record is from RefSeq and is a predicted model, not a curated record. Gene Ontology annotation, biological process: positive regulation of Rho protein signal transduction; phospholipase C-activating G protein-coupled receptor signaling pathway. Gene Ontology annotation, molecular function: G protein-coupled receptor activity. Gene Ontology annotation, cellular component: plasma membrane. The transcript has 2 exons. Lineage: Eukaryota; Metazoa; Chordata; Aves; Columbiformes; Columbidae.
UCAGAACCGGCUAGAUCUCGUCAUUAUUUCCUGCCUGAGAAGAGGAGCUAUUUUAGUUAAGCGAAGCUGAGCAAAGAGGAAGUCUAAACCUUCUAGAUUGGAGACUAUGAAAGGAGCAUCUCUGCAGAAACUCUGUAGCGCACAAAAGGGUAUUUAUGGAGUGCAGCAGUUGUUCCUAAAUUCAGUUAAAAUAGGAUGUCUGGAAACCAGCACCCUGAAGAAUACCGGAUUGCAUCACUGGUCUUCUACAGUUUUAUAUUCACAGUGGGACUGUUGGUGAAUGCCACUGCACUAUGGGUUUUUAGCUGCACUACCAAGAAGAGAACAACUAUAACUGUAUAUAUGAUGAAUGUGGCAUUACUUGACGUAAUUUUUAUAUUUUCCUUGCCUUUUCGGAUAAUCUACCAUGGGAAAGAAAUGUGGCCUUUUGGAGAUAUAUUCUGUCGGAUUAUCAGUGCUUUCACUAUAUUUUAUCCAGCCAUUGCUCUGUGGUUGCUCACUUUCAUAAGCGUAGACAGAUUUAUGGCUAUUGUCCAGCCCAAACAUGUCAAAGAACUAAAAAACACCAAAAAAGCUAUGCUGGCUUGCGCUGGAAUCUGGGUAAUGACCCUCGCAACAACGUCCCCAUUGCUGUUUUUACAAUCUGAUCCAGACAAAGCCUCGAAUUUCACCACCUGCAUGAAAAUGCUUGAUAUCAUCCAUUUAAAGGAAGUAAAUACACUGAACUUUUCUCGCUUGAUUUUUUUCUUUUUGAUUCCUUUGUUUAUCAUGAUGGGGUGUUACCUUGUCAUUAUUUAUAAUUUUAUCCACGGCAGGACUUCCAAACUGAAGCCUAAGGCCAAGGAGAGAUCCAUAAGAAUUAUAGUUACUCUAAUUGCUCAAGUACUCAUUUGCUUCGUACCCUUCCACGCUUGCUUCGCCUUCCUGAUGUUGCAAAAUGAAAACACAACUUAUAAUCCCUGGGCAGCCUUUACCACCUUUCUCAUGAAUCUCAGUACAUGCUUGGACGUUAUACUGUACUAUAUUGUUUCUAAACAAUUUCAGGCAAGAGUUAUCAGUGUAAUCCUUUAUCGCAAUUACCUUCGCAGCGUGCGCAGGAAAAGUUUUCGAACUGGAAGUGUAAGAUCACUCAGUAAUAUGAAUAGUGAAAUGAUAUAGAAAGAUUAAAAAAAAUGUCAGGGGAUUUUUGCAGUGUAAACAAGUGAUUAUUUUUCUGAAUUCUAGCAUUUUGACUGCACUGAAGAAUGUGGUAUAGCCAGAAGUAACAGAUAUGUUUGUUGCCCUGUAAAUAUGAGAGAAGCUGAAUAAUUGCACCUCUUUAUAUUUGCUCAACAGCUUUUGUAAAUCUGAAAUGAACUGAAACCUAGUAUUAAGUGUUAAACUUUCCAAUGCUUUUGUCAUUUCAAACGACUGUGAAUAUUGACAGACAUGAAGAAGUGACUUUUAGUGUAAUAAAGCAGGCAACACCGAAGAA